Messenger RNA from Prorocentrum cordatum, 1675 nucleotides. The record is from the annotation of a GenBank genome assembly. NCBI's taxonomy places the organism in Eukaryota, Dinophyceae, Prorocentrales, Prorocentraceae.
CUCAAGCACUUGCUUGUCCCCGUGGCUUGCUGAGCGCGUCCGCGCCGCCUGCACUGCUCCCACCAUGGUCGUUGCUGCCAGGCUGGAAUGGGUUCGUCGACAGGUGGAGGGUGGAGCUGCUGCACAUUUCACCUGCAGCUCAUCCAAGAUGGGCAGGAAGACCAAUAUCAGUACCUCAUUGGACUCCACGGCCUCGCCCACUUCUCCGACCUCGCGAUUCCUGCUGCUCGCCAUGGCCGGCACCAUUUGGGAGGUGGUCAGCCGUUGUUCUUCGGUUGAUCGUGGAAAUCAUUAUUCGGUUGUGCGUCAAGAGAUUGUCUUGAUCCGCCUGAUCCACUCCACGAGGGCUGUCCCCCUGAUCGCCACCAUCCUGGCGGAAACCAGUCGGCCUCACGCCGCUCAAGCAGAUCACCUGCACUUCAGGCACCUCGGCGGCAACCUGUUCACGCUCUUGGCGGUGAAGGCGGACUACAGCACGCCUUUCCUCACGGCGGUAUAUGUGAUGAUCCUGACGCUCGUGGUGAAGUGCACACUGGCAGUGGGAGUUUGGUUGCUAGCUUGCCGAAGGUCCCUACCUUCCCUUUCAUCGCGGACCCGAAUUCUUUCUCAAUUUGGACGCAAUAGUCUGGGUUUGUGCCGACCGUGGUGAUGCAGAGGUUCGUGCAGAGCUUCCUGAUGACGGCAUGCCUGUCCUUAACCAGGUGAUGGAUGAUUCUUUUCGGGCAACGAAUACGAUGUUAGACCGUAUGGUUGGCACCCUCGUUUGUGCCGAUGUUCCUCAUGACGCGGGUCGUACUGACCUUCCUGAGGCAGAUGAUCGUGGCGCUCGUGGUGGUGGAGUGUCUCGUGGCAGUCUCCCCCUGAUGCCGCUAUUCGUGUGGCUGUUCGUGGCGAGUGUGAUGGCAGUGUUGUUCGCGAGGCUGCUCGUGGCGAUCUCCCUGGCCAGCUUUCCGUGCCUGUCCUGAUGGAGAUUUCCAUUCCGAUCCCAACGAUGACGGUAUUGCCGCCCUUCACAAUAUGAUGGAUGACCUUAUCAGGGCAACCACUGGUGCGAUGUUAGAUCUAAUUGUUGGUUGUGUUGGUUUUCUUGGUGACAUUGGUUGCGCCGUCUUUCCUGGGCAAGUUGAUCGUGACUUGCCUCACGAUUGGAGCGGUCGUGGCGAUCUCCCUGGUGCAGGUGUGCGUGGGACCGUUCGUAGCGAUAAGGAUGAUAGAGCUGGUCGUGGGCUGGAUCGUGGCGAUCACCCUGAUACAGCUGUUCGGUCUGACUUUCCUGACUGAAAUGUUCGCUCUGGCAUGAAUUCGGGAAUGGAUCGUUGUCGGCAGUUGCUUCGUGAGAUCGGAGUGCGCCCGAUACGUGGCCCGAGAUGGGCGGCGGCGACGGCUCCCUGCUGAUGUCUGCGGCUGGGGUCCUGGGUUUCUUUGGUCCAGUCCGCGGCGGGCGUCUCCGGCAUGGCGCCUUCUUCGCCUGACAGUUCGCAUGCGUGUUCCUCGUGCUGCUGCGCAUCGUCCGCCUCGUCGUGCGCACCUUCCUUGCGACGCUGCGCACCUUCACGCUAGAGGCUUUCUGCGCUGGAAGUUCGACGGUUUCCUGGUCAUCGGGUGCACGGUGGGCCUGGGCUUCGCUAAAAGGCCCCCUCGGUUGUCGUCGGAUCGGCACCGCUGCUUCCCCGAA